Messenger RNA from Oldenlandia corymbosa var. corymbosa, 2169 nucleotides. Lineage: Eukaryota; Viridiplantae; Streptophyta; Magnoliopsida; Gentianales; Rubiaceae. The record is from the annotation of a GenBank genome assembly.
CAGUAAUUUUUAUUAAAUAGAUCCUUAGUCCUUUCUAAGUCGUUAUUUUAUUUUAUUAUUUAGUCUCAUUGUCACUAUCAUUUACGUUUUUUUAAUAGGAUAUACAAUUUUAUUCGACUAACCAAUAAGUAGUACUGCUAUAAUAAUUUCUGUUAAACUUGAAGGGAUUGAAAAAAACGGGGUAAAAAAAGAAACGAAAAAGAAGAAGAAAAUUUUAGGCCCAUGUGAAAAACUCCAAUGUUAGGCCCAAAAGGAAAAUCAAGAGAGGUUGAGCUCAGUAGAAGCCCAAAAAACCAGGGCAGUCUUUUUAAUAGUUAGCGCCGUUAGGGUUUUCGCCCUAUUUCUUGCUUCCAAGUAUUCUCCCUCCCGCGGCCACACUCUCCAUCCAUUUCCAGAGGUUUGGUUCUUCUUCUUCUUCUUCUUCUCUCUUCGUCUUUGUGCAGAUUUCCCAGCUGACUAACCUUGUUUGUGAUUCUUCAUCAUCCAUGCUUAUUUUGUUUACUUUGUGUUUCCGUCCAGCCAGGAUAUCCCCAAGGAUCUCUCGUAUCUCUUAAGCAAUGGCGGCUGCUGGGGUCGUUGUUUCAGACAAGGAGAAGUCUCACACCGAUGUUCUCCUCUUUAACCGCUGGUCCUACGAUGAUGUUCAGAUCAACGACAUCUCUGUGGAGGACUACAUUACUGCUACUGCUUCCAGGCAUGCGACUUACAUCCCCCACACCGCUGGUAGGUACCAAGCCAAGCGUUUCAGGAAGGCACAGUGCCCAAUUGUUGAGAGGCUGACCAACUCCCUCAUGAUGCACGGCCGUAACAAUGGUAAGAAGCUGAUGGCUGUCCGCAUCAUCAAGCACGCCAUGGAAAUCAUUCACCUCUUGACCGAUCAGAACCCGAUUCAAAUCAUUGUUGAUGCCGUUAUUAACAGUGGGCCAAGAGAAGAUGCCACUCGAAUUGGUUCGGCUGGUGUGGUCAGGCGUCAAGCUGUUGAUAUUUCUCCCCUUCGCCGUGUUAAUCAGGCCAUCUAUUUGCUGACAACUGGUGCUCGCGAGAGUGCAUUCAGGAACAUCAAGACCAUUGCUGAGUGCCUUGCUGAUGAACUCAUCAAUGCUGCCAAGGGAUCAUCCAACAGCUAUGCCAUCAAAAAGAAGGAUGAGAUUGAGAGAGUUGCAAAGGCCAACCGUUAAGCAAGAAAUGGAACCUGGGAAAAAAUUUUGGGUUUUCUUCCAUUUUCUGUUUUAAUCCAUUAUAAUAGAGAAACCGCUUUAGAGUUUUAUGGAUUGGAGAAAGAGAUUUUGGUGUAUUAAGUAUUUAUUUCAAUGUAUGGAUUGAAUUUUAAGUCGAAGAUUUGCUUCGUUGCACUUGAGUAAUUUUAAUAGAUUCUAUCUUCGGAGUGUAGGAUUUUGGGAGGUCGCAUCCCGGAAUUUUGUUUCUUCUUACCUUUAUGCAGUGCAGGAUCAGUCGGGUAUGUCACACAAAGUAGACUGACUGACUGACUAAAGUGCUUAAUGAAGAUCUAAAUGAAGAUUUUGUUUCUUUGAUUUAUGGAUGCAUAAUGUGAUCAAACAAGGCGAGGAGGUCACAGAGACUCUGUAGUGGUCUCUAUCUGUAGCUGUAGAAAAAAGUUGUAGAGAGAUAAAGAUCAAUAUAUGAAUUUCUAUCUUGUGCCUACUAAUCUUAGACUCUGAACCUGAAUUAGAAUAUCUGUGGCUUCAAAUUGGAAUUGGAAUGCCAUGAAUUUAGAUCAUGGGUGUGGUAGCCUAAAGAGAGUCUAGGUGGGCAGAACUUGAGAUGCAAAGUAUAUUCGGGCAAAGUGUUGCAUGGAAUGGAUGGUUGAAUGGAGCCUGCAAGGUUAGAGGGUACAGGAAAAAUCAUUGCUAGUGUGUAUCCGCAGCAAUAAAACUGAGUCAAUAAGAAAAAUCUGUUCCAAGAAGUGGGAAGUGGGAACCCAGAAAACAAAAAGAAGAAUGUAGUAUAUCGUCCAUGGGGACAUCUGAGUUCCGUGAGCUAGUCUCACUUCCUAUAAGGGUUAGGUGAAGAAGGGCAAUGGCGGAUAAGAGAUCCCCUGCUUAUUUCAGCUGCAGAAUCUGUCCAAUUAAAGCACUUAACUAGUUAGUACUUGAUGGAGCGUCGUUAGUUAAUGUUGCCGUCAUCAUCAUCAUAAACUUUACAUUGGGG